AUGCAGACAGCCGUCGUCCUGUGCCUGCUGGUGGCGCUCUGCAGCGCUGCGCCCCCCACGGGGUCCCACUUGCCCAGACCGCGCCUCGAUGGCCGCAUCGUGGGCGGCGAGGCCGUAGACAUCUCGCAGUACCCCUGGCAGCUGUCGCUGCAGAAGCUGGGCUCCCACAGCUGCGGCGCCUCCAUCAUCAGCUCCGACUGGGUGCUGACGGCGGCCCACUGUCUCGAGGGACCCUUUAUCAACUUCAUGUCCUUCAGAGCCGGAUCGUCCAUCCGCGAAAGCGGCGGAACUGCGGUGAGCCUCGGCUCGACGGAGCCAUCUGCAGGCACAGCGGUGACCGUCACGGGCUGGGGCGACCUGUCCAUCGGAGGCUCCUCCCCUACAGCUCAGGCGGUCACCACGUCCAUCGUGGCCCGUACCGCCUGUAACUCUGCCUACGGUGGCGAAAUCGCGUGGCACAUGAUCUGCGCCAGCGAAGAUGCGGGUGGCAAGGACUCGUGCCAGGGCGACAGCGGAGGACCCCUGGUGGAAGGAUCCACCCAGUACGGCAUCGUCUCCUGGGGCAGAGGAUGCGCUCUGCCCGGCUGCCCUGGCGUCAACGCCAUCGUGGUGAACUUGCGUUCCUGGGUAACUCAAGUAACAGGUGUCUAG
Messenger RNA from Schistocerca serialis cubense, 651 nucleotides. Its product is annotated as trypsin delta-like. The transcript is spliced from 2 exons. Gene Ontology annotation, molecular function: serine-type endopeptidase activity. NCBI's taxonomy places the organism in Eukaryota, Metazoa, Arthropoda, Insecta, Orthoptera, Acrididae. Gene Ontology annotation, biological process: proteolysis. Bases 1 to 651 code for a protein of 216 amino acids. The record is from RefSeq and is a predicted model, not a curated record.